AAUAUUGUGAACUUGAAAAAUGGCUCGAGAAUCUGGUAGAAUAAAGGAUGCGUGUCAAAAGAGAAUCCUUGAUGACGCUGCGCGUAAGCGUAGGCAGAAAAAGGCAUUGGAAGCAUUGGAGCAAGACAAUUUUCAUGAUGAUCCACAUGCCGACUUGGUGAUGAGUAAGAAAGUACCAAAAUUUCAAGAAACAUUGGACAACAGAAGUGGCAGAAAAAAGAAGACUCGUUCCGCAGAAUAUUACAAGCAACGUUUUCGCAAGACUUUCGCCCAGCUCGUCGAGGAGGACCUCAAUAUGAAUCCCAAUCCACCGAACUACGCCUGCGCCCAGGCACCGCCGUCCCGUUUACCUGAGAGACAUUUCUGUGCGGUGUGCGGUUUCCCCAGUAAUUAUACGUGUAUACCUUGUGGUGCCAGAUAUUGCUGUGUCAAGUGCCUAGGUACUCAUCUUGAUACAAGAUGCAUGAAGUGGACAGUUUAAGAAUUUUGACUUUAUUCACACUCGAGUGUUUAAUUUAAAUAAAUACAGAAGAAAUGCAUGAACCUCGAAAUCUAUUUUCUCCACGGAAGAGAUUUGUCUUUAAAGUAUAUUUUUAUAAUAAAGUACAUGAGAAAUAUGACAAAAUA
Molecule: messenger RNA, 627 nt
Organism: Wasmannia auropunctata (little fire ant)
Lineage: Eukaryota; Metazoa; Arthropoda; Insecta; Hymenoptera; Formicidae
Product: zinc finger HIT domain-containing protein 1
Exons: 2
Coding region: 20-481 (153 amino acids)
Biological process (GO): chromatin remodeling
Cellular component (GO): Swr1 complex
Molecular function (GO): nucleosome binding
Source: RefSeq, a predicted model, not a curated record